AUGGCCCUCUGUGGCGCCGGCCUCUCGGCCGGCAGCGGGCUCCCAACCUUUCGCGGAGCGGGGGGCAUGUGGCGGAACUACGAAGCGACCAUGCUAGCGACGCCCGAGGCAUUCGAAGAGGACCCAGGGCUCGUCUGGCAGUUCUACAGCAUGAGACGGCACAUGGCACUCGCGGCCAAGCCCAACGCUGCGCACUUCGCGCUCGCAGAGCUGGCGAGGAGGAAGGGCGAUGAUGGGGGGUUUCGGACUUUGACGCAGAAUGUUGACGGUGGGUCACAUCUAUCGUAUCCCAAGUGGGGGUUAACGGGGAGAUAUCAUAGGUUUAUCCGUGCGCGCGAAUCAUCCGCCGGAAACCAUCGAUUAUCUCCAUGGACAUCUCCUCGACAUUAAGUGCUCCAACCAAAACUGCGAUUACAACGUGCAGGAUCUCCGCGAUCCGAUCAUUCCGGAGCUCGCGGUGCCGCUAGCGAGGCAGAGCCUUGCGCGACGUGCCCCCGGCCCGGAGCAGAGCGCGAUCGCAGAGGGGCUGGGGAAGUUAGUAUACGACGAGAGUGCGCCCCUACAGCACGUCGCCAGAGAGAGAAUCCCCAAGUGUCCUAAAUGUCUGCUUCCCCUUCCUCCUAUUCCAUUCUUACAUCAUGAGUAACGCGUAAUGUGAAUCAUCUAUCACGUAGGCAACAACCUUCUCCGCCCUGGCGUCGUCUGGUUUGGAGAAAUGCUUGAUGAGGACAUGCUCACCAGCAUCGACCGAUGGAUUGAUAGCGGAGUCGAUUUGUGCAUAGUUAUCGGGACGAGUGGGAAUGUUGAGCCUGCCGCUAGGUAGUUUACCCCGUCCACAUCUUCCUCUCAAUAGAGGGCACUAACGGCGGCUAGCUACGCCCCCCAUAUCCGCCAGCGCGGUGGAAAAGUGGCAAUCGUAGACUUGGACGUCAGCGCGGGGGGCUGGUGGGGUGGCAAAGAGGCAUUUGAUUGGGUAUUUGAGGGCGACGCUUCGAAGGUUAGUUCCAGUCGAGGAAAAAGAACAAGGAAACGAGCGAGCACAUAUGGCGAUGAUGUUAACAAUUUACCCCACGGUAUUCGCAGAUCGUGCCGGAGUUGCUAAGACCGCUGAUUGGGGAGAUUACGAUUCCAGAAAACAGCGACGCUGCAGAAGCUUAAGUUAUCCUCAUAGUGCCAAUACAGUACCGGUGGCGUGCGAACAUUCGUAGCUCUCAGCCAACCUGUGUCAUAAAUCCUCGCGUCCCGAUAUGGGAGCAGACAAAUGCCACCCCCGCUCCCCUCCCGACAUGCAGGAAGGGUGAUAUCCCGACCGGGAGAUGUGGUCGCUCUCGGUCAGUCGGGAAGGAGAUCACAAUACCCGAUUGGCUGCUUCCAUUCAUUUACUCGUUCGCUUCGCGCGCGUACAAGUAAUAUAGCAAAUUUGUUUUUCC
Tuber aestivum (summer truffle) is the source of this 1430-nucleotide messenger RNA. The record is from the annotation of a GenBank genome assembly. NCBI's taxonomy places the organism in Eukaryota, Fungi, Ascomycota, Pezizomycetes, Pezizales, Tuberaceae.